This is a messenger RNA of Trachemys scripta elegans, 899 nucleotides long. It is a transcript of the gene DYNLRB1, whose product is annotated as dynein light chain roadblock-type 1. Gene Ontology annotation, biological process: microtubule-based movement. Gene Ontology annotation, cellular component: centrosome; cytoplasm; cytoplasmic dynein complex. The coding region runs from base 96 to 386 and encodes 96 amino acids. The transcript is spliced from 4 exons. Gene Ontology annotation, molecular function: dynein intermediate chain binding. The record is from RefSeq and is a predicted model, not a curated record. NCBI's taxonomy places the organism in Eukaryota, Metazoa, Chordata, Testudines, Emydidae.
CCCAGCUCGGGAGCCGCGCAUACGUGCUGGCGCCGUGACGGGGCUGUGUGCCGCUGGGGUCCGGCUGCUGCUGCUUCAGGCGAAGAUCCCCCAACAUGGCUGAGGUGGAAGAAACACUGAAGCGAAUUCAGAGCCAAAAGGGCGUCCAAGGAAUCAUUGUUGUUAAUUCGGAAGGUAUUCCUAUCAAAAGCACGGUGGACAACUCCACAACAGUGCAAUACGCAGGCCUAAUGCACAGCUUCAUCAUGAAGGCAAGGAGCACUGUGCGAGACAUUGAUCCCCAGAACGACCUGACGUUCCUGCGGAUCCGCUCCAAGAAAAAUGAGAUCAUGAUUGCUCCAGAUAAAGACUAUUUCCUGAUCGUCAUCCAGAAUCCAACAGAAUGAGAUUGUCCUAAAUUAGUCUGGUUUUCCCCCCACUACCGAAUAUUUUUAAUUUAAUAGCCAAAAACAAAGCAUUAGUGUUAAUUCUACUGUGCCACCUUAAUAAUGACCAGGAGGACAACCUUGUGCUCUUUUUUUUUUUGUUUACAAAGAAGUAAAAGUAUCUUUCUUUUGUAUCACUAAAAUGGCAUUCCGUGGAAGGGGUAUGAGGAUUGAAAUCAAGUGACUUUGGCAGUCAGAAAUGGACAGAUUUCUUUUAGUGUUCAAGAAGAUAACUUAAUAUAAUAGAAAUUCUAAUAGUGUGAUCUAAAAAAUGAAUCUUUGUGGUUUGCACACUCCUGUCAAUUCUGUCUGAAAUGUGGUUUUACCUUAUUGGUUUUGAAUGACUGUAAAUACGAAGCUUGAUUACUCACAACUUACCUUCUUGUCUUUUUUUUUUUUUUUUUUUUUUGCCGCUUUUAUGAUUUAUUUUGAAAAGGUUUUGCCUUAUCAAAUCAAUAAAAGUGUCUCAGUGAU